GAUACUCAUAUGUAAAAAAAUUUAAUUUUAAAUACAAUUUUAUUGCAAAAAGUUUUGCAAUCUUUUAAACUAUUUAUAAUUUUAAAAAAAUUUAAGUUACACACAAUGUUUGAAGAACAAAAUCAUGAAGAAGCAGUUUUGAGAUUAAUGAGAAUUUUAAAGGACUUUUCAUUCAAGAUUGAAAUAGCGAUAUGUCUUUCAGAAAUUUUCAAAGAGGAAAAAUUAAUGAAAAUUCUGAAACCAAGUGAACAGCAAUUAUUUGAAAAUAUUUACGAUUCCUACAAUUUUUUACAGAAAAAUGAAAAACCUGAAAUUUUUCAAGAAGAAUCCAUCAUUGUUGAUUCAAAACUAACAUUGUUACUGGAGAUUUUAUAUAAUUAUCCCGAGGUGAGAAAAUUAACGAAGAAAUUUCUAGAAAAUGCGUCAACACAAAUGAAGCAUUUAAUUAAAUGCGUGAAUAUAUUUAAUGACGUUGUUGAAAAACAAAUAAGAACUACUCCAAGUGAAGAAAGAAAAUAUAAAUUAAAACUUAAAAAUGCUUCAGCAACUCUUGAAAAAUGUAAAACUGAACUUGAACCUUUAAAAACAAUCUUAAAUGAACAAAGAAAAAAACAUACGCAAUUUGUAAAAGGAAUUUUGGAGGAAAUCACUAAAUGUGAAACAAUUAUUAAAGAAACACAAACGGAACACCAUAAAAAUAUCACAAAAAUUGUAAGUGAUUCAGAAUCAGAAAUGGUUAGCACGUAUCUAGAAAUGCGAGAAAAGCAGGAAGCCAUAGAAAAUCAAAUUGUGAUUCACGAAGAAGAGUACAAGAAAUUAUUAGAUGAGUGCACAAGUCGUGAGAAAAUUGUCCAUGAAGCACAUUUAAAAUCUGAAAAACAAUUAAUUUCGUCCCUCAUAAAUUACGAUACCAACAUUACUGCUCUUCAUUUGUCAAAAAAAGAAUUAUCAUCCGAUUUAAAUAAUCUAAUAAUGGAGUUUAAAAAUCUUCAGGAUGCUUAUAAUACCCAAGCAACGUCUUAUGCAAUAUUAAAACAAGAAAAAGAGGAAGCCUUAAUGAAAGCAUUUGCUGAGAAAAUGGAAAAUUUCUCCAUAAACAGAGCAGCGAAAAUUAUACAAAGAACUUGGAGGGAGUAUCGUGUUAGAAUGUCAUCAAAAAGGAAGAAAAAAUCAAAAAAGAAUAAAACUCCACGACGAUAAUAAUUUAUCACUAUAAAAACUUAAAAAAAAAAAAUUAAUUACUUUACCGUUAACCGGGGCUUUUAUACUCAAAAACGGUACUUUUUUACUCAGUAAGUUUUACUCCUGUAAGUUAGAUACAAAAAAAAAAGUUUUUACCCAGAUUUAUAGAAAAUUGAACUGGCGAGUAUAAUAGCCCCGCGGUUGGGGCUAGUAUACACAGGAAAGUUUGUUUAUUUAUAAAAUAUCCUCAAUAUUUUUUUAUACAGCUUUAGCUAUAUGAAAUAUUUUCUGCAGAUACUCUAGAUUAGGAUAAAAAAUAAAAAUUUUUUAAAAAAUUUUAUAACAUUCAACAAAUUUGAAAGUUAAACAUUUAAAUUUUAUUAAAAUUUAUUUUUA
Messenger RNA from Leptopilina boulardi, 1578 nucleotides. Its product is annotated as dynein regulatory complex protein 10. Lineage: Eukaryota; Metazoa; Arthropoda; Insecta; Hymenoptera; Figitidae. The transcript has 8 exons. The record is from RefSeq and is a predicted model, not a curated record. The coding region runs from base 106 to 1200 and encodes 364 amino acids. Gene Ontology annotation, molecular function: protein binding.